This is a messenger RNA of Girardinichthys multiradiatus, 4865 nucleotides long. RefSeq names its product ATPase phospholipid transporting 8B3 (gene atp8b3). NCBI's taxonomy places the organism in Eukaryota, Metazoa, Chordata, Actinopteri, Cyprinodontiformes, Goodeidae. Gene Ontology annotation, cellular component: plasma membrane. Gene Ontology annotation, molecular function: ATP binding; ATP hydrolysis activity; magnesium ion binding. The transcript is spliced from 28 exons. The record is from RefSeq and is a predicted model, not a curated record. Gene Ontology annotation, biological process: phospholipid translocation; Golgi organization. Bases 409 to 3846 code for a protein of 1145 amino acids.
AAUAGUCACUGAUUGUGCUUUAAAAACGUGAUUCUUUCAAACAUGCAGUUGGUUCCCAGUUAAUUUAACAUGUCUCCUGUUGCAUUAAAAAGUUGCAUCAAACUAAACAACACUGUGAUAUCUGAUAGGUUAACAGUCCCCGGGCUCCUCCUCGUUUAGCCCGCCUUUCCUCAGGUGAAUGGAAAGUACAUUAUGUAAUCCUGAAGUGUGCACCUAGAAGGACACAACAAAGGUUUGGUGAACAUGAUGUUGAGAAAAGAAAAUGAUUUGUAUUAAGCAAAAGAAGAUUGAGGAUUGUUAUGACAAGAAUUGUGUUAAUCUCUCUCACCCUGCAACCGGAGUGGAACAAGGAAUUUAGCAAACACUCCAGCAUUACCAGAGUGGAGUAAAGGUCUGACUCUGCAGAGCAUGAUGGCCAAAGAAGAUACUGAAUCAGGCUUCACGUGGGAGGUGAAGGCAAACUGCCGUCACCACCACAAACACAAACAGAAGAAAUCCUUCCUGUGCUUCACCUGGGGACAAUACUCAGACAAUGUGGUGCGCAGCCACAAGUACUCCCCCCUGACUUUCUUGCCCCUGACACUGUUUGAGCAGUUCCAGCGAGCUGCUAAUGUCUACUUCCUCCUCAUGGUGGUGUUGCAGUGUGUCCCUCUCAUCUCCUCCAUACCUUGGUACAUCACCAUCAUUCCACUCUUUAUUGUUCUCUCUGUGAGAGGACUCAAAGAUCUAGCCAGUGACAUGGCAAGACGACGCUGUGAUUCAGAGAUUAACUCCAGACCCUGUGACAUACUCAUCUCCCAGAGUUUCAUCACAGCGCAGUGGAAAGACCUGUGUGUUGGAGAUAUAGUGCGGAUCAGCAGAGACCAAGUCAUCCCUGCUGAUCUUCUUCUGCUUUCCAGUUCAGAGCCUCAUAGCUUGUGUUAUGUGGAGACGGCUGAUAUCGAUGGUGAGACCAACCUUAAGUACCAUCAGGCACUGAGUGCAACGCACAAUGAGCUGACCUCUCACCCCUCAGAGGAGGCCCUUGGAGCAUUUAAUGGUGUUGUGCUCUGUGAGGAACCCAACAAUCGCCUGUACACUUUCAGAGGUCAACUACAUUGGCAAGGAGAGUGCUUCUCCCUGGAAAACGAACACAUCCUCCUGAGGGGAACAGUCCUACGCAACACAGACUUUGCCUACGGCCUGACUAUAUACACUGGUGCACAGACGAAGGUUAUGAGAAACUGUGGGAAACUGAGAGUAAAAAGGACGCAACUGGAGGAAGUUUUCAACAAAGUGGUAAUCGGGAUUGUCCUAUCGGUUCUGCUGGCUGCUCUGCUUCUUGCCAUUGGUGGUGGCGUAUUUUCAUAUCAGGUCAUGAACCAAAGAGGGUUCUUGUCCGUUCUGGUUGUUGACAGCAACCCAGUCUACAGUGGAUUCCUCGUCUACUGGAGCUACAUCAUCCUUCUCAGCCCAGCCAUGCCCAUUGCACUCUACAUCACGUUCGAGGUGAUACAUACAAUUCACAGCAAGUUCAUUGGCUGGGAUUUGGAAAUGUAUUGGCAGCAGGCAGACAGACCUGCAGAGGCCAGGAAUACCUCUCUGAGUGAGGAGCUCGGCCAAGUGGGUCACCUGCUCAGUGACAAAACUGGUACAUUAACCCAGAAUCGCCUGCUCUUCCGACAAUGCUGCAUCGCUGGAGAAAUCUACGGUGAUGCCUCAGUCAGAGCAGAGGAUGUAAAGCCCAUGGAUUUGAGCUGGAACCCAUUCUCCUGUGGUGGUCUGCAUAUGUUCUCUCCCACACUCGUGGAGCGGCUCAGAGGACAGCAGUGUCCAGUCACCAGACAGUUUCUAUCUGCUCUGGCUCUGUGUCAUACUGUCAUGGCAGAGUGGAAGGAGGGGUUCCCAGUUUACCAGGCUGCAUCACCAGAUGAGGAAACUCUUGUUGGCGCUGCCAGGGAGCUUGGCUGGGUCUUUCUUUCCAGAACAAGAGAUUUUGUUGUUGUUUCAGAGCUAGGUGCCUCUCGCCAAUACCAGCUGCUGGCAUUGCUGGACUUUACCAGCAAAAGGAGACGGAUGUCCGUCCUAGUACGUGAACCAGAGGGUGGGCUAAUGCUUUACUGUAAAGGAGCAGAUUUAGUGAUACUGGAGAGGCUUCAAAGGAACUGUCCACAUCAGGAAAGCACUGAAAGAGCACUAGAGCUGUUUGCUGAGGCCUGUCUGAGGACGCUGUGUGUUGCAGUUCGAUCUGUUCCCGAGGCAUUAUGGGAGCAGUGGAGUAAGACUCUGGCCCUGUCUGCUGCCAUGGCGACCUGCGAGCGUGACACCCUGCUGGAGAAGCUGUACGAUGAGAUGGAGAGAGAUCUGCUGCUUCUGGGGGUGACAGCAAUUGAGGACCGGCUUCAGGAGGGAGUUUCUGAGACAAUUGCUCUUCUUCAAGAUGCUGGGAUUAAAGUAUGGGUGCUCACUGGGGACAAAAAAGAAACUGCUGUGAAUAUUGGGUACUCUUGUAAGCUACUGGACCCUGAUAGCAGAUUACUGGAAUGGCAGGAACUGAGGCAGAUCCUCCAGUCUGCAGACCCACAGGUUAGCUUCUUCAAAGCCAAGCAGACAGAGCUGUGGGCUACACACAAGCAGAUGGCAAGAGCAAAAACUUCUGUGGUCCUCACUGGAUCUGAACUGGCAGAGUUUGAGCAGCGACCAGAGUGGGAAGCCUCCUUCAUGAGACUGGCAGAACAGUGUCAGUCUGUGCUGUGCUGCAGGGUGACACCUGCUCAGAAGGCUGAGAUUGUGAAGUUGGUCAGGAAACACACCAGCUCAAUCACCAUGUCCAUUGGUGAUGGUGCCAAUGACGUUAACAUGAUCAAGACGGCUCACAUUGGAGUGGGACUGGCUGGUGUGGAGGGAGGUCAGGCAGUGCAGAACGCAGACUUUGCAGUGUCCCAGUUCAGGUUUUUACAAAGGCUGCUGCUGGUCCACGGUCGUUGGUCCUAUCGCCGCAUUUCCCUCUUCCUUUGCUAUUUCCUGUUUAAGACCUGUGGUUUUGCUCUUGUGCACAUUUGGUUUGGGAUUUUCAAUGGCUUCAGUGCUCAGUCUCUGUACGAGACAUGGUUCAUCGCUCUCUACACUGUCUUUUACACGGCAGCGCCAGUGAUGUGCAUGGCAGUUUUUGAACAGGAUGUGAGUGGAGGGAGCAGUCUGAAAUUGCCUGAGCUGUACAAGAGUGGUCAGAAGAACGAGCUCUCCAGCCCUACAAAGCUAAUCAUCUAUCUCCUGUAUGCCGUCUACACAUCGCUUGUUCUCUUUUUCAUCCCAUGUGGAGUUUUCUACAACACAGCCUAUGAUUACCAGACCAUGGCAGUCACUGUCGCGAUGGCGGCCACCUUCACUGCCACAAUUGAGAUUGUGAUGCUGACCAGAUACUGGACGAAAUUCAGCAUCGCAGCUGUGUGCAUCUCUGUGGUUUUGUUCUUCUUAUGUACCAGAAUCACCCACAGCACCCGCCUUUUUCAGAGCUCACCCGUUGACUAUUACUUCCUUGGUGUGUCUGAAAAGGCCUUCAUUGAUCCAGUUGUGUGGCUAACAGCUUUGCUCUCAGCUUGGACUGCUGUUCUUCCCUCAGUCACAGCUCACGCCCUCAAUGUCAUUCUCAGUGUGCACAAUAAACACAAGAUACACAGCAUGUCCCCUCCUCCAGUGGAGCUCAGGUCAAAGUUCAGAAGAGGGUCCUCACUCCGCCAGUCAUCAUAUGCCAUCUCCCAGGGUGCCGGGUCUGGACGCCUCAUUAUUUCGGCGACUAGCAUCCAGAGUGCAGAGGUGUUGAAGGAUGGGAAAAUGACUACAAGUAAAAAAUCAUCUAAUCUUUGAGGCCUGUGUAUUAGCAAUAGGCGUGUACAUGGUGUUUUGCCAAAGUUCUUUCAAGUCAUUCUAUUUUGUGUCAGGUACAGGCUGAGUAGAUGUCCUGUGAGAUCAGAAAAUGUUAAGGUGCAUGUGGUGCCCUACAGAGGGACCAGGAGGACCCUUAUAUCUGUUACAGAAGACCCAGUGCAGGCUUUGUAGGUGAGCAGAUGCGGAAGCUGGAAUAUACUUGGUGAUGUAUCAUUGAUGUGUGCUGCAUGAUUUAGACUAGCUGCUACGAGUGUGAGACCAGUCUAUAGUCCUUCUACUGAAUCAUUGCAGAGGUGUGGAUAACAGUAAGUCUCCAAGUAGGGUGCUGGUCAUUUCGCUCCUGCCAUUUUGCAUGUUUGGAGAUUUCUUUUCUUUUUUUUUUUGCUUUGCAUCUGACAUUUUGUGCUAUGAAAUGAAGCUGUCGACCUCUGAACUGUACUGACUAUGCAUCAACCAGUACCUGCCAGUGGGACUAUACAGACCCACUUUAAAAACUGAGGAUUUAAGGUUGGCUAUAUCUACCAUCAGGGUGGCACUUAGUUUUUCUGGUUUGAUUAGGAGUUAUAUUCCUGUUUUAGUUAAUAAUACAGAAUGAAAGGGAAUUAUACAUGUUAUAUUUAUCCCUAUCAUGCAUGAAAAUACAUAACUACAACUGAUUGAAUUAUAUAGGGAUAAAGUGGUUUGUUUCCAGGUACAAAAGGGAAACAGAAAACGAUAAAAAGCAAAUUGACAAAAGUGUGAUUUGACCUGGACCCAUCCCUGUACCUCCUCUGCUCAUUGGCUGGUUUGUUUUCAAGAUGAAGAUUGGUUUAAAUCAAAUUAACCAGCAUGAUCCCAUUGUUCCUGCGUCAGUAAGGGUUUUAAUUUCCAAAUAUAUAGAAAUAUUAAUUGUUCCUGUAUACACAAUUUAUUUUCUGCAUUUUAAAGGGAGUGUCUGAGAUUUUAAUAUAAUUUUGUAUGGCCCUAUUUUACUAAUAAAGGAUAUAGUAGAAAAUAUA